Macadamia integrifolia is the source of this 1292-nucleotide messenger RNA. Its product is annotated as AT-hook motif nuclear-localized protein 28-like. The record is from RefSeq and is a predicted model, not a curated record. Gene Ontology annotation, molecular function: minor groove of adenine-thymine-rich DNA binding; DNA-binding transcription factor activity. The transcript has a single exon. Lineage: Eukaryota; Viridiplantae; Streptophyta; Magnoliopsida; Proteales; Proteaceae. Gene Ontology annotation, cellular component: nucleus. Bases 210 to 1178 code for a protein of 322 amino acids.
UAACCCACAAACGAAACCAAAUCCAAGCUCUCUCUCUCUCUCUCUCUCUGGUCGCUGUUUAUAUCUGAUAACUUACAGCCUCUCAUCUCUUUCUCCCUUGUUUGUUUUCGCCUUCUCUUCUCUCUCUUUUUCUUAUUUUAUGUUAUUUUAAGGAGUGUGUCUGUUGUGUUGUCAUUAAUUGAGUGUUUUUUAAAAGAAAUUCGAAGGAGAUGAAAAGUGAAUAUGACGAAGGGAAGGGUGGAGUAGGAGGGAGUAACAACAAUAGCAUGUUCGCUAAACUCCACCAACAGAAGCUCCAUCAACUGCACCACCACGUCGUCACCCGAGAAUGCCACCACCCUUCCUCACAGCAACAGCAAACUUCCGAAGAUGAUGAGACCCGAAGCAGCGGCGGUGGUGGUGUUGGUGGUGGUGGUGGCGCCUCCACUAGGGCUAUCAUAAUGAACAACCCUUCUGAAGUUACCACCACCACUAAAGGCGACGGCGCCACAAUCGAAGUGGUGAGGCGACCAAGAGGCCGUCCCCCGGGCUCCAAGAACAAACCCAAGCCACCUGUCUUCAUCACACGCGACACCACCGACUCCACCGCCUUGCGCCCACAUGUCCUCGAAGUCCCUGGUGGCCUAGAUGUCGUCGACGCCCUUGCACGCUUUGUCCAUCGACGGAACAUCGGCCUCUGCGUCCUGACCGGCUCCGGCACCGUAGCUAACGUCACCCUCCGCCAGCCAUCCCCUACUCCUGGCGCUACAGUCACCUUUCAUGGCCGAUUCGAUAUUCUCUCCAUAUCUGCUACUUUGCUUCCACCGUCUUCGUCUUCAAUACCCUCUUCUGCGAAUGCCUUCACUAUAUCGCUCGCUGGUCCGUCUGGGCAGAUCGUAGGAGGGUCCGUUGCUGGGUCUCUACUCGCGGCUGGAACAGUUUAUAUAGUCGCUGCGGCGUUUAGUAAUCCUUCUUAUCACCGGCUACCUGAAGAAGAUGAGUUGCAGAGUCCCCUUUCGGGUAAAGCAGAUCAGUCUCCGUCGGGUUCGGGUGGUGGUGGCGAGGGAAGCCAUGGCCAUCCAGGUCCACCUCCUGCUCCUGCGGAACCAUGUGGUGUUUCAAUCUACAGCUGCCAUCUUCCUUCGGAUGUGAUUUGGGCCCCAACCGCCCGGCAACCACCACCGCCACCUCACUUUUGAUUUCAUCCAUCUUUUGCCCUUUUUUUGUAAAAAACCCUUUUGGGUUUUCUUCUGUUUUUCUUACUUACUUUGUUUAGCUUGUUAGCUUGUGAAUUCAGAAUUCAUUCUCUGCAA